Molecule: messenger RNA, 2099 nt
Organism: Pollicipes pollicipes
Lineage: Eukaryota; Metazoa; Arthropoda; Thecostraca; Pollicipedomorpha; Pollicipedidae
Gene: Ndf
Product: Nucleosome-destabilizing factor
Exons: 12
Coding region: 15-1604 (529 amino acids)
Biological process (GO): transcription elongation-coupled chromatin remodeling
Cellular component (GO): chromatin
Molecular function (GO): DNA binding; nucleosome binding; NADP binding
Source: RefSeq, a predicted model, not a curated record
GUUUGGUCCAAAACAUGGCGGAUGCGACGUAUACCGUCGGCGACCCUGUAUGGGCAAAACUGAAGGGCUUUUCUCCAUGGCCUGGAAAAAUUGCCCAAGCUCCAGAUCAUCUAAAAACGCCAUCAAAGAAGAAGGGCUUCUGUGUUUAUUUCUUUGGGACGGAAAACUACGCUUUCAUCGAAACACAAUUUAUCAAACCGUUUUUGCAACACAGAGAAAAGCUCGCCAAAGCCAAUAAGUCAAACCAAUUCAAAGAGGCACUGUUAGUCAUUGAUGAAUAUCUCAGGAAGAGAGAAGAUGGUGUUGAGGACGCCCCGGAGGGUAACGGCGAUGCGACGGCGGCGGCGACGGAGCCGGCCAGGGAGGGCGCCGCCAAGUCCGCCGCCGAGAAGCCGUCCGGCACGCCCUCCGCCAAAAAGACGGCCGCCGACAAGUCGGCCGCCGAGAAGGCCAAAAAGCGGAAACCCAGAGAGACGAAGGAUAAGAAGCCGGCCGUGAAGCGAGUGGCCUCGGACGCCACCAUCUCGCCGGCGCCCAGCCCGGCCAAGCGCGCGCGCGAGCCGGACGAGGACAGCGACCCGUUCACGUCGCUGAUGAACCACAGCUCGUCGACGACGGCCGGCACCAAGCGGGUCGCCUCGCUGCUGGACCGGCCUACGCUGGUGAUGCGCCCGGAGACGCCGCCACUGGACGUGGAGCAGGUGUCUGCAGCACUGAAACAGAAGAACAUCCAGCCGUCCGACCUGCGCUUCGGCGUGCUCGGCCUGGGCGUCAUGGGCUCCGGCAUCGUCAAGAACCUCCUCAACUCGGGCCACAAGGUGCACGUGUGGAACCGCUCCUCCGAUAAGUGUGACGACUUUGUCCGAGCGGGCGCCGAGCACGGCCUGACGCCCAGUGACGUCAUCAGUGCCGCUGACGUCACCUUCUGCUGCGUGUCCGAUCCGCAAGUGGCCAAAGACAUAAUAUUUGGCAACUGCGGCGUUUUACAAGAGAUCACCACAACCAAAGGCUAUGUGGAGAUGACCGGCAUCGACGCCGAGACGUCCCAGGACCUAGCGGACGCGAUAGGCGCGAAGGGCGGUCGCUACAUGGAGGCACAGGUGCAGGGCAGCAAGCAGCAGGCUGAGGAAGGCACGCUGGUGCUGCUGGCCGCCGGCGACCGCUCCCUCUUCGACGACUGCCAGUCGUGCUUCCAGGCGGUCGGCAAGAACUCGUUUUAUCUGGGCGAGGUUGGCAACGCGUCCAAGAUGAACCUGGUGCUGCAGCUGGUGACGGGCGUGUCACUGGCCGGCCUGGCCGAGGGUAUGGCGCUGGCAGACCGGGCCGGCCUCCAGCAGAAGGACGUGCUCGAGGUGCUCGGGCUGACGGCGCUCUCCUGCCCGCUGCUGCUGGAGAAGGGCAGAGCGAUCAUCGAGGGCGGCUUCCAGACGCAGAUGGCGCUGAAGCAUAUGCAGAAAGACUUGAAGCUGUCGCUGACCAUGUCGGACCAGCUGGAGCAGCCGCUGCCGCUCACGGCCUCCGCAAACGAGGUGUUCAAGCACGCCAAGCGCGUCGGCUACGGUGACCACGACGUGUCGGCUGUGUACAUUCGGGCGCGGUUCUGAGCGUCGGACGCGGUGCGGAGGUGUUGGCGCAGGCGGCCCGGCCCGGCCCGGCCCGGCGCCUCGCCGAGCCGGGCCGCACCAGUACAAACACCGCGCGGCGCGAGCGAUCAUCAUCAUCCCCGCGGGCCGCCAUCUUACCGGACUGACCGAGCCACCAGCGGCGGCGGCGCCGCGCGAGUGCGUGUGGAGCCGCGAGCGAGCGAGCGCGCGAGUGGCCUGUUGUGCACCUGUUAUGCCUGUAUGAUAGCGUGCGCGGUGCGCGCAGAGGCGGCGAGGCCCGCCGGCAGCCUGGGCAGUCUCCAUCGGAACCGUGCGGUUUGCGUUCCGUUCUAAACUAGCGACUCUGCGAUAUUUUUAUACGUUCUCUCUCGCAGUUCUCUGGCCUAGACGCCGCGAUGUUGAUAGAUGUCACUUUACACCAUGCUCAUCCCCUGCCUUAUUUGAGGGCGGGCAUGGACCAGGUUAUAAUAUAAAGUCAGCGAGCACGGCACGGGG